Pteropus alecto (black flying fox) is the source of this 6298-nucleotide messenger RNA. RefSeq names its product endoplasmic reticulum metallopeptidase 1 (gene ERMP1). The record is from RefSeq and is a predicted model, not a curated record. Bases 89 to 2803 code for a protein of 904 amino acids. NCBI's taxonomy places the organism in Eukaryota, Metazoa, Chordata, Mammalia, Chiroptera, Pteropodidae. The transcript is spliced from 15 exons. Gene Ontology annotation, molecular function: metalloexopeptidase activity. Gene Ontology annotation, biological process: proteolysis.
CGCUCACUAGGAGGCGCUGCGGUAGCCACGGCUGCUCCCGGGGCUGUCGCGGGCUGGAGCGGUUGGGCUGGCUCUGAGGCUGGUAGCCAUGGAGUGGGGUUCGGAGUCGGCGGCCGUGAGGCGGCACCGCAUCGGAGGGGAGCGCCGGGACGGCUCGGCGGCCUUGCGGCAACCGGAGAGGGAGGCCCCGGCGCAGGAGCCCUUGGCAGACGCGUGCGGCGGCGGCGUGAGGACGCGGAAGCGAAGCGCGGCGGGCAGCGCUGGCGCGAGUCAGGCUGCGGGGACCGGACUGUCCGAGGCGCGCGCGGCGCUGGGGCUAGCCCUCUACCUGCUCGCGCUGCGGACGCUCGUGCAGCUCUCUCUGCAGCAGCUCGUGCUGCCUGGGGCCACUGGGCACCACAGGGAGUUCGACGCGCGCCAAGCCAGGGAUUAUCUUGAACAUAUAACAUCCAUUGGCCCCAGGACUACAGGAAGUCCAGAAAAUGAAAUUCUGACGGUGCGUUACCUUUUGGAACAGAUUAAACUGAUUGAAAUUCAAAGCAACAGCCUUCACAAGAUUUCAGUAGAUGUACAGCGGCCCACAGGCUCCUUUAGCAUUGAUUUCUUAGGAGGUUUUACAAGCUACUAUGACAACAUCACCAACGUCGUGGUAAAGCUGGAACCCAGAGAUGGAGCCCAGCAUGCUGUUCUAGCUAACUGUCAUUUUGACUCAGUGGCAAACUCACCAGGUGCCAGUGAUGAUGCAGUUAGCUGUUCAGUGAUGCUGGAAGUCCUUCGUGUCUUGUCGACAUCUUCAGAAGCCUUACGUCAUGCUGUCAUAUUUCUUUUUAAUGGUGCUGAGGAAAAUGUCUUGCAGGCUAGUCAUGGUUUCAUUACUCAGCACCCCUGGGCCAGCUUGAUUCGUGCAUUUAUUAACCUGGAGGCAGCAGGUGUAGGAGGCAAAGAACUUGUAUUCCAAACAGGUCCUGAAAAUCCUUGGUUGGUCCAAGCUUAUGUUUCAGCAGCUAAACACCCUUUUGCUUCUGUGGUGGCUCAGGAGGUUUUUCAGAGUGGAAUCAUUCCUUCAGAUACUGACUUCCGCAUCUACAGGGAUUUUGGGAACAUUCCAGGAAUAGACUUAGCUUUUAUUGAGAAUGGAUAUAUUUAUCACACCAAGUAUGACACAGCGGACAGAAUUCUAACAGAUUCCAUUCAGAGAGCAGGUGACAACAUUUUAGCAGUUCUUAAAUAUCUAGCUACAUCUGAUAUGUUGGUUUCUUCUUCUAAGUAUCAACACGGGAACAUGGUCUUCUUUGAUAUACUCGGCCUGUUUGUCAUUGCCUACCCGUCUCGUGUUGGCUCAAUCAUUAACUACAUGGUGGUAAUGGCUGUUGUUUUGUACCUGGGCAAAAAAUUGUUGCAGCCCAAACAUAAAACUGCUAACUACACAAAGGACUUCUUCUGUGGACUUGGCAUCACUCUGAUAAGCUGGUUCACUAGCCUGGUGACUGUUCUCAUCAUAGCAGUGUUCAUCUCUCUGAUUGGACAGUCUCUCUCAUGGUAUAACCACUUCUAUGUCUCCGUUUGUCUUUAUGGAACUGCAGCUAUAGCCAAAAUAAUAUUCAUACAUACCCUCGCAAAAAGAUUUUAUUAUGUGAAUGCCAAUGACCACUACCUGGGAGAAGUAUUUUUUGACAUCUCGCUGUUUGUGCAUUGUGGUUCCCUUACAGUUCUCACUUAUCAAGGACUUUGCUCAGCAUUUAUUAGUGCUGUCUGGGUGGCGUUUCCUUUGCUCACAAAGCUUUGCGUGCACAAGGACUUUAAGCAGCAUGGUGCCCAAGGAAAAUUUAUUGCCUUUUAUCUCCUGGGGAUGUUUGUUCCUUAUCUUUAUGCACUGUACCUCAUCUGGGCGGUAUUUGAGAUGUUUACCCCUAUCCUUGGGAGAAGUGGCUCGGAAAUCCCACCUGAUGUUGUGCUGGCUUCCAUUUUGGCUGGUUGUACAAUGAUCCUCUCCUCCUAUUUUAUUAACUUCAUCUACCUUGCCAAAAGCACAAAAAAAACCAUGCUGACUUUAACUUUGGUAUGUACAAUUACAUUCCUCCUUGUUUGCAGUGGAACUUUUUUCCCAUAUAGCUCCAAUCCUGCCAGUCCAAAGCCAAAGAGAGUGUUUCUUCAGCAUAUGACUAGAACAUUUCAUGGCUUGGAUGGCAACGUAGUUAAACGGGACUCUGGAAUAUGGAUCAAUGGAUUUGAUUACACCGGAAUGUCUCACAUAACACCUCAUGUUCCGGAGAUCAACGAUACCAUCCGAGCUCACUGUGAGGAGAAUGCACCCCUCUGUGGUUUCCCAUGGUAUCUUCCAGUGCACUUUCUAAUCAGGAAAAAUUGGUAUCUUCCUGCCCCAGAGGUUUCUCCAAGAACUCAUGCUCAUUUCAAGCUUAUAUCCAAAGAACAGACACCCUGGGAUUCUAUAAAACUGACCUUCGAAGCAAUAGGACCAAGCCAUAUGUCAUUUUACGUUCGAACUCACAAAGGAUCAACGCUCUCUCAGUGGUCUCUUGGCAAUGGCACCCCAGUCACGAGUAAAGGAGGAGACUACUUUGUAUUUUACUCCCAUGGACUCCAGGCUUCUGCAUGGCAGUUCUGGAUAGAAGUACAGGUCUUGGAGGAACAGCCUGAGGGAAUAGUCACUGUGGCCAUUGCUGCCCACUAUUUUUCUGGGGAAGACAAGAAAUCCUCCCAGCUGGAUACUCUGAAAGAGAAGUUCCCAGACUGGACAUUUCCGUCUGCCUGGGUGUGCACCUACGACCUCUUUGUGUUUUAAUUUUGUGGAUGAGCUCUGAGUACAUGCCCAGUGGGAUAUGUCAUGUGACGUGAUUUCUCCCUAUGCUACAUUGAUAUUUGUAAUGUAAGUCAAUGGACUUUAAUAAGCAUAUUGUCAAAGAGCUUUGUGGGCUAACACUCUUCAGGGCCAAGCAUUAUAAUGGUUACACUGUGGGGUAGUGAUGCAUGGCCUUUUUGACACUUGAAAAUGCCAGUUUCCUGGCCUUAAAGCACAUGUGGAUACUGCCACUACACUAACAUGUCAUUUUAUAUGACCUUAAGGACAAAAGCCAACAAACCACUUAGUAGUUGUUCCCUUAGGAUCAUGAAAGAUGUUGAAGGUACUAUAAGACCAUUGUUAAUGAGACAAAUGACAUUUCCAGUUAAAGCCCAAGACCAUUUAUUGUAUUAGUGGAUGGAGCAUAAAAUACCAUUCACUGGAGUAAUGAUUCCCCUUGAUACCUAACUAUAGGUCAUUAGAAAGCUUUUACAGUAAGGACUGGGGAAGAACCCUUGGGCGUUUGAGGUCCCUGCCUUUGCUGAGAGCUGUGCUUCUUCAGGCAGCCUUGAGAGUAUGCUUUGCAUCUCUGUAGUGAAGCCCAGGACCCCUGAUGUGGAUACCUGUGCUAAGAUGGUGACUCUUGUCCUUCUGCCUAGUGGUCACUGAGAUUCACCAUUGUGAUGCUUUUCUGAGGUGGUUUUCAAUGCUUGUUUCCUUCUGAAACAUAUCUUUCCCCCUCUUCAUCUUAUCAAUUUGAGAAGAGGAGCAUUUUUCCAGCUAUAGUCACCUCUGGGUUUUCACAGGUUCUUUUUGGUUCAGAAUGUUGUUUCUGCAAGUACAUGACUUCCUUCCUUCCUUCCUUCCUUCCUCAGAGGACUGAGUUUCUAUGGUGGCUAUUCUUGGGAAGGACAAGACUGGAGUGAGGGGUGGGUUGUGAGCUGCUGAGCAGUUUAUAUACUCUGUUUUGUAGGAGUUUUGUUAUCCAAGGUUAAUUCUUUAGGGCACAAUUUUAUUGAUGCACUAGGUCCUUAUUUUUGUCUGUUUUCCAGCCAUAUGAACUAAUUGGUUUCUCAGUAACUAACUUAAACACUAGCAGAGCUGGCUUUCCUGAGACUUGAGGUUGUGGCUUGUACUAGAAUGAGAUCACUGCACCUAUAGUUGUCGGGGUUCAGAUCCUGCACAAUGGCAGUCCUAGGGCUUAAAGGUGCUUUUCAUUUUGAAGAUGGCUGUGUAGCAUGUGAGGCUUAUCACAGCAGUGCCUCUGAUGGGUUCUUGACUCCAGCAGUGAAAGGGUCUGGUGGUAAAUUUUGUUAGCUUUCUUUUUUCCAUUCAGAAAUGUAAAAAGUUGGAUAAAUUUUGAGUUUAGUAACCAUAGGCCAAAAAUAUUUUUAAAGAAAAGUCAUAGUAAAAAUUUAAAACUUUGCACUUUGAUCCAUUUGAACAGCAAGAGCAUAGUUAAGUGUGCAUGGGGGGGCGGGAUUUUUCUUGCAGCUGCUUGUGUGAUAUGUACAAUGUGAUUUAUUAAUCAUGCUCUUCAUAUUGCCUGCCUAAUUUGUGACUCUUUAAAAACUGGGCUCACGCAAAUAUCAGGGCUGCAGCCAGAGCUGAAUGAUAACAUGCUGACUGUGACAUGCAUGGACACUGGAGCCAUUACUUUUUCUGACUUUGUAGAAACCAUAUAUUACUAGCCUCAAGUGCUUCAGUGUCUGGCUGUUACCAUAUUUAUCCAUGAGGCCAGAUGAUUUCUGAGUUUGUCAAGUGGUAUAUAGUUUGCAGUGUUUAUACCUUGAGUAGCACAGUUGUGGAGGAAAAGUUAGAGAUAGUAAUACCUCAAUGAAUUUUCAAAAUAUGGUCCUCCAUAUCCACAGGUUCUGCAUCCACAGAUUCAACUGUGAGUCAGAAAUAUGUGGGGGGAAAAAAAAUGAUGUUUUUGCUGACACGUACAGACUUUUGUCCUUGUCAUUAUUCCCUAAACGAUACAGUGUAACAACUAUUUACAUAGCAUUUACAUUGUAUUAUAAGUAAUCUAGAGAUGAUUUAAAGUAUAUGGGAGGUUAUAUAUGAAUACUAUAACAUUUUACAUAAGAGACUUGAGCGUCCACAGAUUUUGGUAUUUGAGGAGGGUUCUGGAACCUAUCCCAUGUAGAUUAUGAGGGAUGACUGUACAGGCAUAUUUCUGUCGCUGUGGUCAAUUUGAAACUGAUCUAGAAAUUACAGGGAAAAAAAAAGCAAAAUCUCAAGUGUUGAGGAAAGACAUUGGUUGAAAAACAAAUAGUUCCCUGUGGUGUUUUUUUUUUCCCCCUUUAGGAAGGACGUUGUAACUCUUUUUCAGUAAUGAUCAUGGUUUUCCUUUUACCUUUGGGUUAUACCUUUAUAUGUAAACAAUUCUCUUUUUUUUUUUAGCAUUAUAAAACUUUAAUAUUAUGCAAGGUCAGUAACAAGAUGCUCACUAGUCUCUGGGCACGUUUAAAUAUUCUGAGAUUAUUUUAAUGCCAGAAAUGGUUAACUAAUUAUUCAUGGCUGUUAAUAAGUGCUGCUAAGAUUAAAGUACUAGGUUUUUUUUUUGAGUAUAUGAUCAUUUCCUACAGAAUUUGAAUGUAGGUAAGCACAGUACUGCAUAUUCAGGGAAAGUGUAAAGAAUUGUGAUUUCAAAAUAAUUAUUAAAAUGUGCACUGUGUCAGACCUAACAAUGAUUGUUGCAUGAAAUAUUCCUUUCCACAGUUUAGCAGAUGCAAAUUAGCAUAGGGUUCCUAAAAGGCUACCACUGAGGGAGCCCAUAAACCAGCCUGCUGACUCAGGAACCCAUAUUGUUUGUUUCUGUUUCUUUUCACUAGUUUGCUGACUUGAUUAAUUUUUGCCUUACAAUGUUGCUGAAAUACUUUUUAAUAUCCUAGUAUCUUUAACAGAAAAAAAGAUCUUUAUUAAUUAUGUUAUCCUGUAUCCUCAUAUUCAGAGGGUUAUUUCAAGUCUACACAGCAUUUUACUGUUAAAAGACCUAGAUGGCUCAUGUGGAUAUAACUCCUAUUUUAAUGGGUUAUAUGAGCAAAGAACUUAGCAUGGAAAUGUUAGUUUACUUUAACUAGAAUCCUUUUUGCAGUGGAAUGAGAUUGUGCAUCUGAAUUCUACAGAAAUUAAUCACCUAUUAUUUGGUAAAUAUUGAGCUUCAGCAUAUUUAGUAGUUUUAAAUCAUUUCCCUUGGCAAAGAAAAUCAUGAAAGGCUCAGAAAGGUGUUCUUUUGUUGGAAGAUAGGGAUAGGAAGGACAGAAGAAGAAACUGUCUUUCAGUCAGAAGGCGACCCACUGCUCAUUCUCUCCAAGGAAAGGAGAGAAAGGGAAGUACUCUCCAAAAGAGUACCCACACAUCAUGGUGCAAGGUAUUUCACUUUGAGUGAAUGCCUUCAAAACAGUUCACAAGGUGAAACAGCUGAAUGGCAACUAUUCCUAAUACACCUUGCUGCCUCUUAGGGCGAAUAAAGCCAAAAUGCACUUAGACCUC